AUGUACCAUUUGUCGAAUCUGUUUUGGUGCGAAAUUUGUAACUUAGCAAGACAGAGAAGACAAAUAGCGGCAAUAUAUUCACCUUGGAAGAACAAAAGUACAAGUAGUAAAGAACACUCAAGUUCGGCUGAAAUAUGCGUGGAUAUUGUACGGAAGUCUGACUUUGAAAAUUAUUUAUGUACGCUCUUAUAUCCAAAGCAAAUCAGGACUUCAGGCUUUGCUUUACGAGCUUUCAAUGUGGAAAUUGCUCAGAUAAAAGAUUUAGUAAAAAGUCCACAACUUGGAGAAAUUCGAAUGCAGUAUUGGAAAGAUACAGUAGACAAUAUCUACCAAGGAACCAUACCACCAUUUCCAGUUGGUAAAGAACUUGCCAGGGCUAUUCAUGAACACAAGUUGUCUAAACACUGGUUAUUUCGGAUCAUUGAAACUCGAAAAACCCACCUGACAGAUGCACCAUUUACAAGCAUAAGUCAUUUGGAAGAUUAUGCCGAAAAAACAGUGUCUAGCCUUAAUUACUUACUUUUGGAAAGUUCAGGUGUAAAAAAUGUACAAGCUGAUCAUAUAUUGAGUCAUCUGGGGAAAGCUCAAGGGAUUGUAACUCAGCUAAGAGCCACUCCAUAUACCUGCACAAAACAUAAGUUAUACCUUCCUUUAGAUGUCCUUAUCAAGCAUCGUGUACCUCAGGAAUAUUUCUUUCGUAGAAAGAGUCAUCAAGCAGUUAAAGAUGUCAUUUUUGAAAUUGCAUCCGCUGCUCAUCAGCAUUUAAAUACGGUGAAGAAUUUAAAAUCCCCUGUAACAAAAGAAAUGCAACCUGUUUUGAAUAGUUUGGUGCUAUGUGAACAAUAUUUGAAAAAACUUCAGAAAGCUGAUUUUGAUAUAUUUCAUCCAAAACUUCAACAAAGAGACAACCUUUUACCUGUAAAACUUUGGCUACAAAGUAUAUGGCCUUAG
Acanthosepion pharaonis is the source of this 951-nucleotide messenger RNA. The record is from the annotation of a GenBank genome assembly. Lineage: Eukaryota; Metazoa; Mollusca; Cephalopoda; Sepiida; Sepiidae.